AUGUCCCGGGACAAAACCGAUAUCGCCGAACGCUCCACCGUUGAGAGAGGCCCGGAGGAAGAAUGGGAGAAGAGCGGCGUGGAAGGAGGAGGAUUACGGGAUACAAAUAUUGUGGACUUUGACGGCCCCAACGACCCAGAGCACCCACUGAACUGGUCGACGACCAGGAAGACGACGUCCAUUGUCAUCGUUUCUCUGACCGCACUACUCUCGCCUGUAGGGUCAACCAUCAGCGCGGCGGCGGCGGCCGAUAUCAUGCAGCAUUUUGACACAUCGGAUGAGAUGCUGGGGACACUCGUGACUACCAUCUACCUGCUUGGAUACGCCUUCGGCCCAAUGGUCAUCGCGCCGCUGUCGGAACUGUACGGACGGGCCAUCGUGUUCCGGUCUUGUACUCUCCUGUUCGUCGUCUUUAACGUCGCGUGCGCGGUAGCGAACAGCUUCGGCUCCCUGGUGGUUUACCGCCUGCUGGCGGGCAUCGCCGGGUCGUGCGCGGGAACGCUGGGCGCCAGUUCUAUCGCAGACAUGAUCGCGCGCGAGAAGCGCGGGACCGUCAUGUCUGCGUACAUCAUGGGCCCAACCUUGGGCCCGACCAUCGGGCCCAUCAUCGGCGGAAAUUUAACGGCGGCCGCAGGCUGGCGAUGGGGUUUCUGGCUCAUGGCCAUUGCCUCAGGUGUCAUGGCUGUCUUCGUUGUCCUCUUUCUACACGAGUCGUAUCCAUACGUGAUUCUGAAGAGAAAAACGGCAAAGUUGCGCCGAACCACCGGGAACCAUAACCUGCGGUCGGCCUUGGAUACAAGCAAAACCCCCGGCCAGUUAUUCGCGUUCUCUAUACUGCGCCCUUUCAAGAUGCUAGUCUCACCCAUCGUUUUCUUGAUGUCGGCCUACGCCGCCACCGUUUUCAGCUAUGCCUACCUCUGCUUCACAACUUUCCCCCGCAUUUUCAAGGACCAAUACUGCUUCGGCAGCGGAGCGUCCGGCCUAACCAGCAUUGGGAUUGGAGUCGGUUUUAUCGUGGGUCUUUUGUUUGUCGGCGCUGUCUCUGAUCGUUGGUCCGCCCACCUAACAAAAGGAAACGGUGGCGUGGCCAAGCCUGAGUAUCGACUGCCCACAUUGGUUGUCGGCGCUGUUUUCGUGCCCGUCGGCCUUUUUUGGUACGGCUGGUCAGCAGAGUACAAGGCCCAUUGGAUCGUUCCCAUUAUCGGAACCGCCUUCACUGGUAUCGGCAUUGUGACUGCAUAUAAAACCACCGCAACAUAUCUCAUCGAUGCAUACACGGUUUUUUCCGCCUCAGUCAUGGCCGCAAGUGCCAUCCUCCGCUGUCUCUUCGGUGCCCUGCUGCUUUUGGCUGGUAGCGCCAUGUUCGACGCCCUAGGAGUAGGCUGGGGUAACUCAGUUCUUGGGUUCAUAUCUCUUGCUUUUCUUCCCCUGCCGUUCAUCCUUUUCUUUUACGGUGAAAGAAUCCGCAAGUCACGACUUUUCAAAAUGGAUCUUUAG
Messenger RNA from Colletotrichum destructivum, 1497 nucleotides. RefSeq names its product Putative major facilitator superfamily, MFS transporter superfamily. The coding region runs from base 1 to 1497 and encodes 498 amino acids. Gene Ontology annotation, cellular component: plasma membrane. The transcript is spliced from 3 exons. Gene Ontology annotation, biological process: transmembrane transport. Gene Ontology annotation, molecular function: transmembrane transporter activity. NCBI's taxonomy places the organism in Eukaryota, Fungi, Ascomycota, Sordariomycetes, Glomerellales, Glomerellaceae. The record is from RefSeq and is a predicted model, not a curated record.